Molecule: messenger RNA, 863 nt
Organism: Schizophyllum commune H4-8
Lineage: Eukaryota; Fungi; Basidiomycota; Agaricomycetes; Agaricales; Schizophyllaceae
Exons: 3
Coding region: 152-772 (206 amino acids)
Molecular function (GO): protein dimerization activity; DNA binding
Source: RefSeq, a predicted model, not a curated record
CUCAAUGGACGGUGGCUGCUGCGGUGUCAAGCGCAAAGGACAGACCAUCAGCAGGUGUUCCCUUUGUGGACGGUGGGCACUGGGCAGGGCGCGGAGGUCAGGUAGGUCCGGCAUUACGUAAGUGCUUGGUCUUGCUUGCGGCUAUUUGGCCAUGGGCGUGUUUGUAUCGUCAACAGGGGAUGUCUCUCAAAAGGGACGAGUGAUCUUGCCUUCCGUUUUGGAUCGUCCUCUUUCGUCGCCCCCUUCCCAAACCGGCAGCCUCGCGUCGCCCGACUCGACCCCGCCCCCGCCGCCACCCAGCCCAGUGCCCGACGCGCGCCGCACAACAGGUCGCGCCCCCCGCUGCCACCCCCCCCGCUUGGGCGCCUCUGCCGCUUCGGGCGAUGGCCUUGCUCUAUAUGGACAUGCCCUGACGCGACCCCAGAUCAGCCGCCGCCCGGACUUCUACGCGUUCGCCCAGUCCUCCUCGCCCGACUCGCCGCCCCAUAUGCGCAAGCGCCAACGCACCAUGGACGCCACCUCUGUCGAUGCCCACCCCGCUAUGGCCCAGCGCGGCCCGCCCCCGCCUCCCAUGAGCGUCAACGAGGACGCGUUCAUCACCGACGAGCAUGCCGCCGACGACGGCGAUGACGAUGACGAAGACGGUCCCAAGGACAAGAAGGCCGGACGCCGCAAGAUCAAGAUCGAGUUUAUCCAAGACAAGUCCCGUCGCCACAUUACCUUCUCCAAACGCAAGGCUGGCAUCAUGAAGAAGGUACUGCUCCCCACAUAAUCUCACGUGUACAUGUUUAUUGACGCGCGUCUGACAGGCCUACGAGCUCUCCACCCUCACCGGCACGCAGGUCCUCCUGCUCGUCGUCUCC